GCCCCAAAUUCCUUCCUCGGGAUGCGCCUCCUAACCCCCCCCCUUCCCGUCCGAAAUAAAGCUCUGACGGAUCCCAGCCCCUCCCCCGGAAGGAAUGGAGGGACCCCCUUCCCACCUGAGCGCAGACCUGACGACCCCGGACCUGAGGAAGGCUCUCACCCCCCGCGGCAGUGAGGACGCCGACACCGCCGUCAUCGCGGUGACCCUCACGCUGGUGUUCCUGACGCUGCUGACGGCGCUGUCGGUGAUCGGGCUGUACCUGUACCGGAACAGGGGCUCCUACCACACCUACGAGCGGCCCGAGCCCGAGCCAGAGCCGGAGCCGGGCCAGGAGCCCCCGGGCAAGGACAAGGAGGAAUAUUUUAUAUGAGACACACGGGCAGGCCCCGGGAUGCCCUGGAGCUGGGGGUCCACCUGCAACUCCCUGGAUUUGGGGUCCACCUGCAACUCCCUGGAGUUGGGGUCUGACUGAAUUCCCUGGAUUUGGGGGUGUGCCUGA
Messenger RNA from Pipra filicauda (Wire-tailed manakin), 499 nucleotides. RefSeq names its product small cell adhesion glycoprotein (gene SMAGP). The record is from RefSeq and is a predicted model, not a curated record. Bases 95 to 370 code for a protein of 91 amino acids. The transcript is spliced from 4 exons. NCBI's taxonomy places the organism in Eukaryota, Metazoa, Chordata, Aves, Passeriformes, Pipridae.